Molecule: messenger RNA, 462 nt
Organism: Striga hermonthica
Lineage: Eukaryota; Viridiplantae; Streptophyta; Magnoliopsida; Lamiales; Orobanchaceae
Source: the annotation of a GenBank genome assembly
AUGAGUUACAUGAACAGGAUAUACAUGGCGGUCGCCGUGGCGGCGAUGAAAAGCCACUCAGACCAAGGGCAGAAACUCAAGAUCCUCAACCACGCCAAGAAACGGUUCUUUUCCGGCCCGGACGCGGCGGAUCUACGGCCGUUGUCCGGCUUGAUCAACUCCGGCGUCGGCGGUUCCGUCGGCGGUGGCGCCGACGGGAAUUGGAAUCAGACGGAGGAGUCCCUCCGCCACGCAAUAAUGUACAUGGCGGCCGGCAUGGCGGUGGCAAAGGGUCACUCAGACCCCGCCAAAAUGGGGAUCUUUACCGGAGGCAACGGCUCGGACCCGGCGAAUCUCCGGCCAUCCUCCGGCUUCAUCGACUCGGGGGUCGGAGGGUUUCUCGGCGGCGGCGAAGAGCGGAGGAAUCGGACGGAGGAAUCUCUCCGGCAGGUCAUGUACUUCAACUGCUGGGGUCAGGUCUGA